AUGACUGCGGAGGAGAUUGAUAUUUAUUUCGGUCAACUUGGUAACUUUACCGAUUAUAGGAGCGACUGUAUCGAAACGAUACAUCUGACGUGCUAUUGUAACGAUGCGAUUCGCGAUCUGGCGACGCAAUAUAAGAAUUAUCACGGUUACGCUUCUCUUCUCGUAUGCUCUUUCGGCACGCUCACCAAUAUGCUCAAUAUCGUCGUUCUUACGAGAAAAGAUACAAAAGCGGCGUCCAUAAAUCGAAUUCUCACCGGCCUGGCUGUGACGGACGCGUUGGUGAUGUUGGACCGUUUGGAGGUACAUUGCCAUCAGAAAGUCAUUGUUUUAUGUCUGUUUCUCUCAUAUAUAUGCAUUAGAUUUCCGCGUUACAAUUAUACUUGGUGCACCGAGAGACGUUGCACGAUCGCUCUUUUGUGCAGUUUUCUCGCUCCGUUUCUCGCCUGCGCUCCUAGUUAUUUCGUAUUUGGAAUAAAGGCAAAGACCGUUUAUGAGAACGGCACUAAGGAGAUCUUGUACCACGUGGACACCGAUUGUUCCAUUGAUAAAGGAUUUCUAUAUCAAUUAAAUUUCUGGAUACUUAGCGUAGUUGUUAAGCUCUUGCCAUGUGUCCUUCUUACCAUCAUCAUUUGUUGGCUAAUAAAAGCCCUUUAUAGAGCAAAGGGUAGGAAACAAACAUUGAAGAGCUACAACCAUUGCGCAAAAGUGACUAAACCAACCUCAUCAUCAGGUACUUCCGAUCUCGAGAAUUACGAUGUAUCGUUUGAUAUUAAAAAAGACGAAUACCCGCGGCGGGUGAGUAAAUCUGACAAACGAACAGACAGAACAACGAGGAUGCUUGUAGCGGUGCUGCUGUUGUUCUUAAUAACGGAGAUUCCUCAAGGUGUUCUGGGCUUACUUUCCGCGGCCCUGGGCGAUUGUUUCUUUCGUAAUUGUUACCAUAAAUUUGGAGAAAUGAUGGAUAUCUGUGCGUUAUUAAAUGGCAGCAUAAAUUUUAUCUUAUAUUGCUCUAUGUCGCGACAAUUUCGUAUGAUUUUUGGACAAUUAUUCAAACCUAGGAUUAUAAGCAAUUGGCCAACGAUGAAUCAGCACCAAACCGAUGUACAAAGCACGUAUGUUUAACAAAAGAGAUUUUAUGGAAUGUUCUCUCUCUGUUUUUCAAAAGUAGAAUUUGAGCAUGCAAUCUAUUUAUAAUAAUAUAUAUAAUUAUAAUUAAUAAAUAUAUGACAUCAUAUGAUUAAUAAAAAGUUAAAAAUGAUCUUGAAUGCAUCCAAAUAAAAAGAAAAUAUUUUAA
Cataglyphis hispanica is the source of this 1294-nucleotide messenger RNA. Its product is annotated as G-protein coupled receptor dmsr-1-like. Gene Ontology annotation, cellular component: membrane. The coding region runs from base 1 to 1122 and encodes 373 amino acids. Gene Ontology annotation, molecular function: G protein-coupled receptor activity. Lineage: Eukaryota; Metazoa; Arthropoda; Insecta; Hymenoptera; Formicidae. Gene Ontology annotation, biological process: G protein-coupled receptor signaling pathway. The transcript has 5 exons. The record is from RefSeq and is a predicted model, not a curated record.